Corticium candelabrum is the source of this 1402-nucleotide messenger RNA. RefSeq lists its product as uncharacterized. Lineage: Eukaryota; Metazoa; Porifera; Homoscleromorpha; Homosclerophorida; Plakinidae. The transcript is spliced from 2 exons. The record is from RefSeq and is a predicted model, not a curated record. Bases 380 to 1402 code for a protein of 340 amino acids.
AGUCUUGAGGAAGGUCUAGAUAGCCACGAAGUUCCAUACCCAUUUUCUUGCGGCGCACUCACGUAGCAGAAAUAUGUGGGUGCACGAAGAAUUGCGUCUGGGUACAGAGUACGAGCUAAUGCGAAGAUUAUCGAUCACGUGUCCAUCUCGUGUUUGACUGACAACCUGACUGACAACUGUGAACUGCGCACUGUGUCGCUGCGUGGAACCGCGAGUUUGUAUUUCCCGUAUAUACGUUGCCACGUGCAGUGUUCGUGUCCUAGCGUGGGGUCGAUCGCAAACCGUAAGUGACAGCACGUGGUUGCUGCAUGCUGUCCUAUUACGGGCUUACUAGAGAUGAUCGUUCUUGUGACAGGCUCAUUGUACUGUAAAGUCUGACAUGGCUUCCCGUAGUCGUCCUUCCAACCCUCAGUCUCAGACUCUCACGAAGUAUUUUGGCUCUGUGUCAAAGCGGCCUCGCUUGGAUGAGGAGGACAGACGACCGGACUCUACAAAGGUACCGGAUGAUGGAGGUGACGAUCUGCAUGGAGACAACAGUAGCUUACCAUCACUGGAAAGACCAGACGAUGCCACUUUUAUCCAUCCAGCUGUGUCUUCCGGAGAUUUUGCUAGAAUUGUACAGUUGAAGGAAGAACGAACUCUGACAGAUCAGGAAAAGUACCAUCUACUUACUAACCAUUUCCGGCCCAGCGCUACCUACCGCUUUCCAUCUGUUCUUUAUGGGAAGAAGAAGCGUGCAUUUCAACAUGACUGGCUUCACCAAUAUAACGGUCUUGUGUAUUCUGAGACAAUGCAGGGAAGCUACUGCAAAUACUGUGUCCUGUUUGGUCAAGCUGCGUACUCUGUGUACAGUUUUACCGGUACUCUGAUUAGUAAACCACUCACUAAUCUCCAGAAGGCCAGUGAGAAGCUGCGUAACCAUUUCAUUGGUGUCGGAGGGAGUUCAGCAAGGAAGUACCACUUACAAGCUGUUGAAAAGGCAGAGAAUUUUAAGGCUGUGAUGGAAAAGAAACAGUUGCCAGUUGACCAGCAACUUUCCAGCCUUCGAGCUCAGCGUAUUGCCAAAAACAGAGAAAUCCUAAGAUCUGUAGCAGAAACUGUUAUACUUUGUGGCAGGCAAGGGCUUGCUUUGAGAGGCCAUCGCGAUGAUUGGAAGUGGUUAGAGAAAACGCCAUACGCUAAUCACGGAAAUUUCAUGGCCCUACUUCAGUUUCGGAUUCAGAGUGGAGACAAAGUUUUAGCUGAUCACCUUCAAUCUGGUGGUUACCAAGGAAACGCUCUGUACACAAGCAAAACCAUUCAAAAUGAGUUGAUUGACGUAUGUCAUAGGCGAAGGAAGCCUCUGCUGAGUGGGGGGGGCACAACGGUUUGUCAGGCCAUAGAAAUCCAAGAACACUGCUAA